AUGGGUAUCACUUAUGAUGAUGUUGUCUCCACUAAUAUGAUCCAUGACAAGCGCUCAUCCAUCUUCGAUGUUAAAGCCGGUAUCGCUCUUGACGACCACUUCGUUAAGCUUGUCUCGUGGAAUGAUAACGAGUGGGGAUAUUCUAAUCGCCUUAUUGACCUCGUCGUGUAUAUGAAUAAGGUCGAUUCUCAGUAA
Messenger RNA from Perkinsus marinus ATCC 50983, 195 nucleotides. RefSeq names its product glyceraldehyde 3-phosphate dehydrogenase, putative. Gene Ontology annotation, molecular function: oxidoreductase activity, acting on the aldehyde or oxo group of donors, NAD or NADP as acceptor. The record is from RefSeq and is a predicted model, not a curated record. The coding region runs from base 1 to 195 and encodes 64 amino acids. The transcript has a single exon. NCBI's taxonomy places the organism in Eukaryota, Perkinsozoa, Perkinsida, Perkinsidae.